Strongylus vulgaris is the source of this 167-nucleotide messenger RNA. Lineage: Eukaryota; Metazoa; Nematoda; Chromadorea; Rhabditida; Strongylidae. The record is from the annotation of a GenBank genome assembly.
AUGGGAGCUGUGGCUGCGGGUAUGCCAAAUUCGACAGGCUCGCAGCUUUCACGUGCACGACGAUACAUUCAUAUCAAUAUCGCCUCUGUACUCGAAGCAAUCGCAUCGGCUAAAAUUGCCAUUGUUCAUUCCGGAGAGGAAGGCGACGUCAAUGCUGUAAGUUGAUU